CACAAGAACAUUUCCUACCCUUUCUUCUAGACCCUUUCUUAACUAAACCCUAAUUUUAUUCCAGCCGCACACACAUUCACCCUCUCUUCUCUCUGUACUCUCCAUUGAAACACAUCUCAAUCACCUAAAAGACAAAUACCCCCUAACGAUUCAUUGAGGUAUCAUCCUUCAAACCUUUUACGUCAUCCUUCCUUUGCUAAUCUGCUAAUAAUCUUCUAUUUGAAACCCUAGCGCGCGCGCACACACACACACUCUCUCGACUUUCUUCGGCCAUGUCAUCCCGGCGGCUCAUCGCCAACCUCAUCUGCUCCAACCUCCAUUGUUCCCCGUCCGGAUCUCCGUUCACUCACCCAUAGAUAAACAGAGAGAGAAACAAACCCACCCCCAAAAAUCAUUCCUUUUGAAGAUCUUGAUCGACAAAAACGGUGUGUGUUGUUGGUGUGUGUAAACUACAAUUGGGUUUGCCAUUGUUACCGGUAAAGAAUCAAGAUUUUUACAAAUAUGCAAAAGAAAAGAAAAGAUGGAGGAAGUUCGAUAAAGCUCCUGAUCCUUAUAAGCUCCCUACGUCAUCGAUUCUAAAGAUGCAGUCAUCGAUUCUACCGAGAGGCCACAAUUGCCGCGAGCAAACAUAUUAAUGACGAGGAACGCGUUUUUGUUAUGCUACUGAUACUUGUACUUGCUCUGCUAUUCUGCCCCAUCCUCCUGGCUGAGGAAGAGUUACGGGCGCGUAAAACAAAAAAAUACGCUGAUGGGGGACGGGCAUACUAUGUGUAAUGCUUCACUCAUUUACGAUAAAUAAUAAAGAAAAAGGCCAUUCCAUUUCGACAAAAGACCCACACCCAAGUUCCAUAGCUUUUGGUCCGCUAUCCCGAUCAUGAUUUUCCUACCCCCAGAGGGAAAGGCCCUUCCCUUUUGGGCCGGUUGUGGGCGAGGAGGGAUUCGAACCCCCGACACCGUGGUUCGUAGCCACGUGCUCUAAUCCUCUGAGCUACAGGCCCCACUGCGUCUCCACUGGAUCUGUUCCCGGAAGUACCCUCAAAAAAAGGAACCUUUGCUCUCCUUCCAAAAUUUUUGGUAAUAACCUGGCCAAUCAUGUUUUUAAUGUCGGAUUGACCACGUUCUAAGGUUUGAUUAUGGAACCUAUGGAUAUCACCUUUCUGAACCACCUUGAUGUUUCACACGACAACUACACACUCAAAGUUCGCAUUAUCAAACUAUGGAGGCAACCUUCGUUUAAGGUCCCUGGGGAAACAUAUGCAAUCGAAAUGAUCCUUAUGGAUGAGGAGGGCAAUAAGAUCCAAGCAACUGUAAUGAACAAGUACUUCGUUAAGUUUGAAAAGCUGCUGGAAGAGAAUGUUUGUCUACUGAUCAAGAAACCCUCCUUAGGUGACAAUACGUCAUCAUACAAGUGUGUGGAUCAUCCACAUAAACUUUUUCUGAAUUUCGACUCUACAGUUAAAAAAUGCAAUGAUUUCGUGGGACCUAUACAUGGGUUCUCAUUCACUGCCUUUGAUCAGCUUCGUGGCAACCUCAUUCCUGACGAUUCAACUGUUGUAUUUGGUUUAGAUCUCAUUGGCUAUGUUCAUACCUAUUUUGAGAUUGAAGAAUUCAAACGGAAAAAUGGCAAACUAUCUAAAAAGAUGAACCUUCAGUUACAUGAUUUAGAGCGAGUCACUUUUUAAAUUCCAUAUUCUUUUUUAUUAUAUAUUGUUAUGUUAUGCACUAUUUAAGUUAUCAAAUUUUUCUAGAGCCCGUAACAUUUUUGUUACCUUAUUCGAUUCCUAUGCUGAAAAAAUGUGGAAUUACCUUUCUAAGAAGGAGGAUGGUGUUCUUGCUGUUAUUAUCUUGCAGUUUGGAAGAUAUAAGUUUUUGAGAGGUCGUGCUUAUGUCUCAACGUUUUACAGCGCUAGCAGUCUUUACAUUGAUGAUGACAUCGACGAGAUUACGGUUUUCAAGAAAAAUUUUAUCAACAGCUUGCUUGCCAAAGAGGGUGAUGAAACUGCUUCAAGCCAUCGUGUAACUUCUUCGCUAAUGCUUCCCAAUUGGCGCGAUGAUUUCUUGACGAAAACGGUUUAUCAUACUAUGGCAGAAGUCAAUGAAAUUGAUCAGGUCACGACUGUUAUUGUUGUUGGUACAAUCAAGUGCAUUACGCAGGGUAUUGAGUGGUUAUAUAAUGCUUGCAAGAAGUGCAACAAGAAGGUUAUAACAAAGCACAUUGCAAGUGAAAUACCUGAUGGGUCUGAUCAGUUUGAGGAAAAACAAAUACUUGAAUGCACCAAUCAGAGUUGCAAUGAACAAGUUGUUUUUGCUAUCCCAAGGUUCAAAAUCCCUUUAAGGGUACAAGAUAAAACUGGAGUUUUGUCUUUGACUUUGUUUGACCGUGAUGCCCAGAAAAUUUUUAAGAAGUCUGCUAAGGAGUUGGUUGAUAAAAUUUUAGAUGGGGAAACUAACAUCUUUCCAAAUGAGUUCAAAGAUUUGGUUGACAAAAAGUUUGCCUUCACGAUCGAUAUAGCCAACUUCAAUUUGAAAAACAAUUACAAGUUUUUUACAGUGAUCAAACUAACUGUGAUCCAGCCAUAAUAUCAGAUCUCGAAAAGAAAUCCAAAGUUGAGCAGCCUUCCAGCUUAGAGUCAUUUGAUGUUCAUUGCACUGAUUCUCAGUCCCAAGACAUGGUUAAUAUCAAGGAUUCAAUAUCCGGUACCGGUGAGAAUGAAACGCCUUUAUCAGUUUUGGACAUAAGCACCCGAAGGACUUUACUGCAAAAUGAAAACACAAAAAAGACAAACAUCUAUGGCGAAUUGAAGCGUAACUUGGUUGAGGUGUACGACCUUGACGAAUCCCCCGGUCGAUCAGCAACUAAACCCCGUCAAGAUCCUACUGAAGGUCUGAAAGGAGAUUCCGAGCCAACUCUCUUGGUUCCAAAGAUCGAAAAAUAAUUAUGUCUCCCAAUUUUGAAGUUUUAAAUUUGGUGGUUUUUUAAGUUAUCAUCGUAUUUGUGUUUUCAAAGUUCUCGGAUUUUAGUUGUUAAUGUUGUUGACUAUUUGGAUUCUAAGUUUGUUUUUAAUGAA
Molecule: messenger RNA, 3068 nt
Organism: Helianthus annuus (common sunflower)
Lineage: Eukaryota; Viridiplantae; Streptophyta; Magnoliopsida; Asterales; Asteraceae
Exons: 12
Coding region: 1795-2580 (261 amino acids)
Biological process (GO): DNA repair; DNA recombination; DNA replication
Cellular component (GO): nucleus
Molecular function (GO): DNA binding
Source: RefSeq, a predicted model, not a curated record